AUGCUACUAGAAAUGCUAAUUGUGCUGGCUGCAUUUUUCAUUAAAAUCACUUCGACGGCCUCAGUGUGUAUGAAUGUUAGCAUAGCGGUAAGGCCAAGCUAUUGCAAAAAAGCCUGCACAAGAGAUGAACAAUGUAAGCGAAACAAACGAUGUCUCUGUGAUGGACACUGUGGGCUGUCUUGUGUCAACCCUCUAACAACUUGUCAUCCGUUAAUUGAUCUACAAAAUGGAUACAUUCGAACUCCAGGCGAUUUUCUAUUUGAUUCGAAUGCUGAAUAUGGUUGCGAUGAAGGCUAUGUACUCGUUGGUCCCUCACAAAGGCGAUGUCAAGCUAAUCGUGAAUGGAGUGGUACAAAACCGGAAUGCAGACUGCUCAAAAAAUGUGGGCCACCUCCAGAAAUUCCGUAUGCUCAACAUGAUGGAAACUCAUAUUCCGGACAAUAUGAAUUAAAUGCAGAGGUUCAUUAUUCCUGUGUUGCUGGAUACCAUCGUUAUGGUAGUGAAGGAAUAUCAAUUGCAAAAUGCUUGUUGAAUAGAUCUAAGGCAGCUCAAUGGUUUGGACCCGAUAUACGAUGCAAAGAAAGAAGUUGCCCUGAUCCAGGAAAUGUGGUUAAUGGCAGCCGUAAAGGUGAAUUGUUUUAUUAUCCGCAUUCGAUCGAGUUUUUCUGCAAUCCUGGUUAUCAUCUUAUUGGCGCAUCUGUGAUUCGAUGUCUCAAUAACGGACACUGGAGUGAUAUAACGCCACGUUGUAAACCAACAGAAUGCAAUCGGCCACCGGAUCCAUUGCAUGGCAAAGUAUUUGGAAGUUCUUUAACUUAUCAAUCCCGUAUAACUUACACUUGUAAAGAUGGUUAUCGCCUGGUAGGUCAAGUACAAAGAAUAUGCCUUGCAGAAGGAAUUUGGGCUGGAAACGAACCUACUUGUGAAGAAAUUCGAUGUCCUGCUUUACCACCGCUUGAUAAUGGCUAUAUCGAAGGAAGUGACAAUCAUUUUGGAGCUCUGGUUGUUUUUCGAUGUCUUGAAGGAAUGAGCCAUAUAGGUACCCCCUAUGCAAAAUGUGAUGAAGAUGCCCGUUGGUCGCAUACUCUACCCAAAUGUCUAGGUGGGUGCAUUGUUCCUGAAAUUAAUAAUGGCAAAUUGGUUGGUUAUAAUGCAUCACAGAUGGUUGUUCAUGGCGAACGUCUACAAAUAAAAUGCUUAGCAAAAUAUGAAACAGCGCAACCAAAUGAUAUUGUUAGCUGUUAUAAUGGAAGUUGGUCAUAUCUACCAACUUGUACUCCGAUUCGUUGCAAAUCAUGGCCACCUCGGAUCGCUCAUGCUAAAGUGAUCUUUAUGAAAUCGGUGCAUGGAGCUUUUGCACGUUACAUUUGUGAUGCAGGUUACCGACCUUCUGGAAUUCACAAUACAAUAAAAUGUUUAUUUGGUGAAUGGACCAGCGAAAGCCAACCAUUUUCAUGUGAACCAGUAUUAUGCGAACAUCCUUCGAAAGUAUAUGGCACGUUGGAAGGAGGAAACAUAUUACUGGAAGGACAAAUGGGGGCAUAUAGUUUCGCCAAAUACAUUAGGCAUGUUGAAGAAGGAAGAUCGAUCGCAUUUCAGUGCAAAAAAGGAUAUAUCUUGCUUGGAACAGCAAAGGCAACAUGUGUUAACGGUAUAUGGAGACCUCGAAAGAAGCCUAAAUGCGUUUCACAAACCCACCCUAUUGUGGAGGGCCAAAAUACAUGGAUAAGGCGUCGUCGUUUCGCGCUAUCUCUCACAGUAUUCAAUCAAACUAUGGAAAACUAUGAAAACUCAAAUAAUUACUUGAGGAUGUUGAAGCGACAAGUUCGAUCAUUUGAAUGCUUCGAAAUCCCUCCUAUGGCUCAUCGAACAAUUAUAUUCACCAAGCAAAAACCCUUUCCAUCUGAAGCAAUGGUUGUGUGCCACAAAGGUUUUCGGUUUCAUGAUGGUCGAGCAGAUGGAGCCAUAAGUUGUUUGGAAGGCGAAUGGAGCCCUAGUAUUCCUCUUUGCGUUCCAAAAGAUUGUCACAUACCAAUGAGGAAUAAUGCUUAUUUUCUCACUAUGAAUUCUAAUCAAAUUCUUCAAUCUGGUGAAUGGUUGAAACACGAUAGCGAGGCACAUAUGAUCUGCAUGCAGGGUUAUCAACUAGUAGGAAAUGACGAGUUAGACUGUUAUCAGGGAAGAUUUAAUCGUAGUAUCGGUCGAUGUAAACCAAAGGAAUGUACACUCGAUUAUGAUAUAGUUACUUCUGAUAAUAGACGAAGACUUAUACAUGGUGAAAGUGGGAAAAUACUUUGCGCAAAUAAAUCACUUACUGUUGAAUGUCGUUUCGGUGAAGUGUAUCCAAGGAUAUCGUGUAACAAUCGAGAUAAUGCUAGCGAGAUAGAAAACUCGGUGAAAUGUAAACGGCCGAAUUCUGAUCAAACAUUUAUCGCUUAUCAAAUGGCGAAUUUGUCAGGAAUUCAAACAGUUGUCGAUAUAAAUAUUCAUCAGUCGGUUUUUCCCAAUAGCACAAUCCUUCAAUAUAUUUGUGAUUUGAGCAAUCCUUUGAAAAGAGCAAACUCGAUACAGUGUGUGAAUGGAGAAUGGAUUACACUGUUGCUUUCAUGCAUCAACAAGAAGGCUGAAUUAUUACUGGGAUGGCAACGUAAAGGAAUGUGUAAAACACCCAGAAUUGACGCUUCAUAUCGAAUCUUCAAUGUGGAUGCAGAUUCAGAUCUUAAAAAUUCCCAGUUUGCUCAUGGAACCAUUUUGAAAAUACAGUGUGCCCCAGGAUUUUGGUCAGAAAGUGAAUUUGACAAUGAACUACGGUGUCGUCAAGGAAAAUGGAGUUCUACUGGCAAAAUUCGUUGCUAUUCAAAAAACUCUGAACUGUUUUUUACGUGUGUUGAUAAUUUUAUGCAGCAACUUAGAGGACCAUCAUCGAUCAUUUGUCGUAAUGGAAGUUGGUCAUCCAUGCCACCAGUAUGCAUUAACCUAGAUCCACUAAAUAAAGAUGAAAAUUCGCCACCUAUCAAGUUCCAUAUUAUGCGGAGUCCUUUCAUGAUAUCACAUGAAGGUUAUCUAUUUGCAAAUAUCUCGUCGACGGUGCGAUUUUCAUGUUUGUAUCCGAAAAGGAAAGGACAACCGUUAUGGGAAACAUCAUCUAUUUAUCGCAAAUAUCCGCAAAACUGGAAUCAAAUAACUUUACCGCGCUUCAAAGAAGUCGAUGCUUAUGAGUUGACAAUUUCGAUGGCGCAACCUGGCGAUGGCGGUUUUUUUCACUGCGUUCUUCCAAAUGAUGAAAAAUGCACAAGGUUCAAAACUUUUAUGCAUUUACGAGUAUUUUAUACUGAUCCAAGCCUUUAUAUCGGAACAGUGGCACAGUUUUCAUGCGAAGAAGGCUUCCAAAUUGAAGGAACUCGGUCAUCGACAUGUUUGACUGACGGGAAAUGGUCGUAUCCCAAACCAAAGUGCCGAGUUUGUGUGCAUGACUUCAGAGACUGUGCAGCAUUGCAGUGUCCUUCCAUUGCGAUAAACGAUGCAGCAUUAACUGCUACAAUAUCAUCUCAUAAAUAUGGUGGCGUAGCACGUUUUUCUUGCCAACCAAACUAUACUAUUGUUGGGAAAGAAAGCAUACAAUGCGCCACUAAUUAUAAAUGGACGGAUACUACACCUUCUUGCAAAGUCGUUGUGUGUCCGCCUCCUGUUUUGCCAUCAGGUAGCAUGGCGACCUCCCCGCUGAAACCAAUUUACAAUGUUCAAGACAUCGUUUUUUUCGAAUGCAAACCAGGAUUUAUGCUUACUGGUAGUGACCACAUGCAAUGUCAAACAAAUGGCAAUUGGACCACCGCCUCCAUAAAAUGCACUCCAUUUUGUCGCUUCCCUGGCAAACCAGAACAUGGAGAUACUACAUCGCCAGAACGGUCAUACUACCUUGUUGGAGAUCGUGUAGUUUACUAUUGUACAUCGUCGAAUUAUCGUCUCGAUUCUGAAAAUGUACUCGAAUGUUUAUCAUCAAGUCAGUGGAGUCGCAAAGUACCGAAAUGUUUAUCAAUACAGCAUUAA
This is a messenger RNA of Dracunculus medinensis (Guinea worm), 4047 nucleotides long. The record is from the annotation of a GenBank genome assembly. NCBI's taxonomy places the organism in Eukaryota, Metazoa, Nematoda, Chromadorea, Rhabditida, Dracunculidae.